Lactuca saligna is the source of this 405-nucleotide messenger RNA. The record is from the annotation of a GenBank genome assembly. NCBI's taxonomy places the organism in Eukaryota, Viridiplantae, Streptophyta, Magnoliopsida, Asterales, Asteraceae.
AUGAAAAAUCUUCCCGGUAUCCUCCCUUCCGCCACUGAGUAUCGUCUACUAGAGAUCACAUAUGGUUUAACUUCCCUAGAAGGUGUAGAGUUUCCUUCACGCGGCUCCAGUAUCUCAUCCCCUCCCUCUGGCAAGAUUGGGGUUUAUAUGAAAACCCUAGAUGCUGGCAUCCGUUUUCCUCUGACGGAUUUUCAAGAAAAGGUCUUCCAAAAAGAUGGUUGUAGUCUCCAAAUGUUGACUCCCAAUGCAGUGAACAAAGUGGUUGUGUUUGAAAUUAUCUGUAGAGCUAACGAGUAUCUUCCAGAAUACUUCGUUAUAAAGUUUUUCUUCCAAUUCUGCAUCACUGGAGACAAAUGCACCUUUUUAGUCCGACGAGGGGGGCAUGCCCUAGUUCCUGAUGGGUGA